Molecule: messenger RNA, 3279 nt
Organism: Leishmania mexicana MHOM/GT/2001/U1103
Lineage: Eukaryota; Euglenozoa; Kinetoplastea; Trypanosomatida; Trypanosomatidae
Exons: 1
Coding region: 1-3279 (1092 amino acids)
Source: RefSeq, a predicted model, not a curated record
AUGUCCUCCCACUCGCAGGGGACCACCUCAGUGGGCAGCAGCGUGGCUGACGAGGCGCACUCCUUGCGUGAGGGCCACGGCGCGGACUGUCGCCGUUGCGUCGUAGAGGAUUUCCACGGCCGCCCUGCCUCCCGACCCCUCUCACCUUCUGUUUCCCUCUGGCGCCCCCAUCCACCGUCGCGCGGCGCCGACUCGUCGAGGAACCUGUCGUUCAACUUUGGCGAAGGCGCGCGCUUCUCCGGAUCGGAAUUCUGCUCUGGCCGCGCCAUGGCAGCCGCCGCCGCACCGGGGAAGGGAGGUGGUAGCGCAGAUACCGGUGCAGCACUCGCCGGCGGAAGUACGGCAGGUGCGGAGUGUCCCAGCAGAGGCGGUGGCAACGCUCCCAUGGCUAGCCUCGUGAGCGAGCUCCACGUCACGCCCAGCGGCAUUCUAAUACCACCCAUUCACGGAAUACCACGCCCUGGAGGACUGCCGUCCGAGAAACCGGUUGAAUACGCGAAGGUGAAGGACUGUCGAGCACCGCAGCGUCUGCGUAUGGCGGCCAAGGGCGCCUUCUCGAACAUGACCAGUCUUGCAGUCCUUCAGCGGGUGCAGUCGCUGGUGAACGCACGCCAGGUAGAGCCGGCAGGGUGGACGCCGAUCGAGCCGUCGCCGAUGCGUGUCAGCGACGACGAUACAGCGGAGGAGGAGUCUGUGGCGCAGAUGCACCGGGGCACCGCAGCCCCGGAUGGAAAAUGGCCAAAAGCAGGAAGGGCUGCAAGAAGCCCGCGUGGCAGUGUCGCACGUUCCCCCUCUCUGGCCCCACAUGGGUUUUCCGAGGCGUUGUUGAUGCCAUCGGAUGCGAUGAUGGCUGCUGAGAAGUUGGAGGGGGAUGCAGCAGCGGAGGCGGCGACACAACCCAUGCAGCACGCCGAGGACCGGGACGAAGCGGAGGAGAAAGCGGCGCGCAUUCGUAACGCCAUGCCGGUGCAGGAACACCAUCACGAGGGCACGAUAACCCGGGCAUACGCGCGGGCGCCGACACGUUCUGCAUCGCCCCCUACACGCUCCUAUAAUGAAGGUAACACUCAAGGUGGCAGUGAUGACGAACAGUCGCCCCACCGCCCGCACACAGCAGCGCCGAUCGCAUCAGCCCGCUACGGGAACUCGAUGGAAGAUAUCGCCCCGUACGCGAUCCGCACCGCCGCCUCGGCACAGCGCUCCUCUGCCUGCAAACUCUCCUCCGGCAGGUCGAAAGGCCCUCCGUCUGCUUAUCGCCCUGAUAGAGCCCCCGCACCCACUGCGGCGAAGGCCACGGCUAGCGCGGACCGCAUGCCCUCGUCACGAAUGCCGCGUGGCUUCGAGCUUUUCAUUGAAAAGGGACAGAAGCGCCGCGCCGAAGUUGAGCGUGCACAACGCGCACGCGCUGCCGAGGCAGCAGGCGAGCCCUUGAGUGCCGCCGCUGAGCAGCAUCACCGCAACGGUGACACUGCGCCUUCGACGAGCGAUCGGGCAGCCACGCGGCUGCGCAUGAUGGCGGUUAUGCCGCUGCCACGCGGGUACGAGAUGUACGCACGGCAAGGGCAGUCACGACGUGCCAAAGUGGACCGUAAGGAGGAGGAGCGCCGCACCGACGACAUCGUGAACUGCACGCAUCAUCCACAGGUGAACCACCAGAGAAUCGUGUCUGCCUCCUCCGCAGUCAGCGCCCGCGCCCUACGGCGAUCCCCACACCCCCAACCGCGCACAUCACCGGCAGUAGCGGAAGACGGAGCACCAACUGCCGAGCCGCUGCCCCUGUCGGUCUUUGAGCGCCUCACCAGGAAAGCUGAAGGACGCGAUCAGCGCUGCGCGCCAUCGCACCAGUCGCAUUUUCUCAAGUCCGCGACUGCAGCAGCAGCAGUGGCAACGGCGGCGGCGGAGGACGGACACGGCGGCUCCAUGAAAGGAGGCCCUGCCGCUGCCUACAAGCAUAGAGCGGUUCAGGAAACGGGAGAAGCAGACGCGCAGCGCCACAAGGCUCGUGGUGCUGGCCGGAACGUUUUCGAGGACCUCUACGCGCAAGCACGCAAGGGUGCGCAGGCCGCUACUGCCGCAUCCGCGUCCCCCAGGAGCCUCGGCUCAAAGGUGCCUGGGAGGGGUGCAGCAUCUGGGCGCACGUCGGCGAUGGCGCCCAACAGUGCGGAGACGGGAUCGGCCACAGCUGGCGACGCAGCUGCAGAGGUGACCGCGCACAAGAGGUCGCAAGCGGAGAUUGAGCAGCACCUGACGCGAAUGAUGAGCCGCGAGGCGGAGCACCGCGCCAAGUGGGAGGAGCACCGAGUGGCCCAAGCGGCCGAGGAGGAGCAGGCUAGACAUGGGCACGUGGUCCUGAACCCAAAGACGGACGAGUUGGCGGAGCGGGCGCGGACGCGGUACCGCAUUCGGGAAGAGCGGGCAAGGCAGCAGCGUGAGCGGGAGGGGGAGCACAGGGCGGUGGCAGUGGCAAAGAAGGCGCCUCAGCGCAGCGCAAGGCUACGCCGGCCACCUCCGUCUCCGAAGCCUGCCGAGGAAGGCGAGCAGGCAGCACACAGGGCUGUGUGUGGAGGAGAGCCGACACCAACAGCAGCGACACCGGCCAGCUGUGCCGCUGCGGACGACUUCUACAAACACCAGCUGCAGGCCAAGGAGCGCAAGCAGCGCCACCUUGAGCAGCUGCGGCUGGAGCGUGCUGAGGAGGAGCUCAGCGAGUGCACGUUUCGCCCACGCAUCAACGAGGCGUCGGAGAAGAUGGCGCAGCGCCUUGUUGUGGAGUCCUUCCAGGACGACUACGUGGACAAGGUGCCCGAUAGAUUCGCGUCCGCCACGACGCCGUGGGAGGAGGUGGUCGGCUCUGACGGGCGCGCUGGGAGCGUGCCGCAGCUCGCCGAGUACUGCGACGCUCACGGUCAUAGCGUGUUCGUCGGCUCGCGCAGCGGCAGCUUCUUUCGGGAGCUAAGCCGAGCAUCGCCACUGGCGCACUACCACGUGCCGAGCCCCUCGGAGAUGUCGCGUCCGCGGCCGACGGAGUGCGGGUUCGACUCUUGCACCGGGAUAGAUUUUGACGCUGAUCACAGCCGCAGCAACACCGAGAGCUCCACCUACGGUGUGCACGCAAUGGAGCCGCAGGCAGGGGAGGCGACGACGCUGCCAUCCUAUCCGUCUGGCCCGCUGGCGGAGCAGCUCCGGAGCCUGGAAGAGAUGCUGUGCGAGUGGAAGGAGAUCGAACGCGAGUGCUCGCCCAUCGUACCGCAGCCCCGCAAGACCGGCGUUGUCGAGUAG